Messenger RNA from Peromyscus californicus insignis, 4959 nucleotides. RefSeq names its product interleukin 1 receptor type 1 (gene Il1r1). The record is from RefSeq and is a predicted model, not a curated record. The transcript has 12 exons. Bases 346 to 2046 code for a protein of 566 amino acids. Gene Ontology annotation, molecular function: interleukin-1, type I, activating receptor activity. Gene Ontology annotation, biological process: regulation of inflammatory response; signal transduction. Lineage: Eukaryota; Metazoa; Chordata; Mammalia; Rodentia; Cricetidae.
GCCGGGCUGGGAGUGGGAACAGCGUGCUGCUCCCUCGGGCGGACACAGCUCGUUCCCCUCGCCGGGAACCGCCUGGGAGCGCGCGGCGCUGACCGAGAGGGGCUCGCCUGCCCCGCGAGCGGCAGGAAUGUGACCCUUGAGUGCCGGCACCGGAGCACCCCUCGCGCGGCUCCCAGGGCUCCGGUGGCUCCCGGUCUGGGCGGGUUUGGCUCGGAGCUGCUAGAUCUCUGCGCACCCCCACUGGGGCACCCGGGCAAGCCCAGGUAGACACGCCCCUUAAAGAUGCUCUCUCCCUCCUGAGAAGUAGGACCACUCACAUAGGAAGCAGCCUUCUUCGAGGAGAAUAUGAGAGUGCUACUUGGGCUCCUUUGCUCCAUUGUCCCUCUACUUUCACUGGAGACCGAUGAAUGUAAAGAAUAUCCAAAUCAGAUCAUUUUAUUUUCAUCUGUAAAUGAAAUUGAUAUUCGUGAUUGUCCUCUUACUCCGAAUGAAAAGCAUGGCACCAUAAUCUGGUAUAAAAAUGACGGCAAGACACCCAUAUCAGUGGACCAGGACUCCAGGAUUCAUCAGCGAAAUGAACGGCUUUGGUUUGUUCCUGCCAAGAUUGAGGACUCGGGACAUUACUAUUGUAUAGUAAGAAACUCAACUCACUGCCUCAAAACUAAAAUAAAUGUGGAGGUUUUGGAGAAUGAGCCUGGCCUGUGUUAUAACACACAAGCUACCUUCCCCCAGCGUCUCCACAUUGCAGGGGAUGGAAGUCUUGUGUGCCCUUACUUGGAUUUUUUUAAAGAUGAAAAGAAUGAGUUGCCCAAAGUUCAGUGGUAUAAGAAUUGUGAACCACUGCUUCUUGACAACAUAAACUUCAUUGGAAGCAAAAAUAAACUGAUGGUGAAGAAUGUGACUGAAGAGCAUGGAGGGAACUAUACUUGCUAUGUGUCCUACACAUACCUGGGGAAGCAAUAUCCAGUCACCCGAGUGAUACAGUUUGUCACAAUAGGUGAGAGCAAGAGCGACAGGCCUGUGAUAGUGAGCCCACGGAAUGAGACCAUGGAGGCAGACCCAGGAUCCAUGAUACAACUCAUCUGCAAUGUCACAGGCCAGUUAUCGGAUCUUGUCUACUGGAAGUGGAAUGGAUCAGAAAUUGAUGAUCCAGUCCUAGCUGAAGACUUCCAUCCCAUGAAACAUCCGUCAUCCAAAAGAAAGUAUACGCUCAUUACAACACUUAAUAUUUCAGUAGUCCAAAGUCGUUUUUAUCGGUAUCCAUUUAUCUGUUUUGUCAAGAACACAAAUAUUCUAGAGUCAGCACAUGUCAAAUUAAUAUAUCCAGUCCCUGAUUUCAAGAAUUACAUCAUUGGGACCUUUGUCAUCUUAACAGCUACAAUUGUAUGGUGUGUUUUCAUCUAUAAAAUCUUCAAGGUUGACAUUGUGCUUUGGUACAGGGAUUCUUGCUCUGAUUUCCUCCCCUCAAAAGCUUCCGACGGAAAGGCCUAUGAUGCCUAUAUUCUCUAUCCCAAGACUUUCGGAGAAGGAUCCUCCUCAAACUUAGAUACUUUUGUGUUUAAACUGUUGCCUGAGGUCUUGGAGGGACAGUUUGGAUAUAAGCUGUUCAUUUGUGGAAGGGACGACUAUGCUGGUGAAGAUACCAUCGAGGUUACUAAUGAAAAUGUAAAGAAAAGCAGGAGGCUGAUUAUCAUUUUAAUGAGAUAUAUGGGUGACUUCAGCUGGCUGGGUCACUCAUCUGAAGAGCAAAUAGCACUCUACAAUGCUCUCACCCGGGAAGGAAUUAAAAUUGUCCUGCUUGAGUUGGAGAACAUCCAAGACUAUGAGAAAAUGCCGGAAUCUAUUCAAUUCAUUAAGCGGAAACAAGGAGCUAUUCGCUGGUCAGGGGACUUUAAGGCGAGGCCACAGUCUGCAAAGACCAGGUUCUGGAAGAACGUGAGAUACCACAUGCCGGCCCAACGUCAGUCUCCGAUGUCCAGACACCAUUUACUAGGCCUGGACACCAAGGAGAAAAUGCAGGCAGAGACUCACUUACCUCUCGGCUAGCAUGACAGACGUGGACCAAGAACUUUGGGAUGCCUUCUGUCAUAGGAUGCUGCAGCUGGGCUGCGCCUCCCAGUUAUGUGUACUGUCAUGAACAUGCACCUCCAUAGUCCCUUAUCCCUGGGUCACCUGGAAUCAGAAUGUUAAGGGAAUAGGACUUGGUGACAAUAGUGGGCUAGGACAGUUCGGAUCGAGAGUUUGGGAAGCCCCAGGGCAAUGGAUGCUCAGGGAUGCGGCUCUGGAGGCUUACUCGCUGUUGAGGCAGUGAACUGGGAGGAUUUCAGGAAAUGGCCACAUCUGUGGGUGGUUUAAUCAAUUCUCUGCAGCCUUACAGUGGGAUUGUGGCUGUCUGAGGACACUUUGGGGGUCAUUGGCAAAGAAGUGGCUCUCCUAAGCCUCAAUGCAGGUGAGGUUUACUGACACCCCACAGUAGAAGGCAUAACUUCCUUGUACUUUCCAGACCCUUUGACCACCAAACUUAGUUUUCAAAGACUAAACUUUAUUUUAUAGACCUCGAAAACUGUCAUUUCAAUGAAGAAGGAUUCUCUAGGGUUCCCUCCACUGCAGCCACCUUAUCUUUCUUGCAAAAGAGAGUGGGUUUUUAAAGUUAACGGUAGAAGGAAGCCACCCACAAGUUUCUUCUGUUCACACGUCCGCUCUGGAAGGACUGUUGCCUCGUCCUUAUUCUUGUGCAUUUUACUUAUUGCUUCUCUGGACCUGUAGCUCUGCAGUGCCGCCUCCCUCCACUCUGCCAUAAGCAUAGCCCGAGGAUUCACCCUUAUGCAUGAGACUGCUCUUACCUCACGCCCUGGUGCUACAGCACGUCUGCAGGCUCUUCAUGUGCAGAAGCUGAAGUCUGCACAGCAGUCCUCCCUGUCUUGUUCCCUGUCCCAGGCCUCUCCCGUCAGCCUGCUGGUCACCUUCCUGCUGUGUGACCACAGAGCAGCCUGUGGAGCCUUUAUGUCGGCUGGCUCUCAGCACACCUUCCGUCUUUGCCUUGCUCCCCACUUCCUGUGACUAGGAUCCACUCUUCAUUUUCUUCACCUGACAAGGAAUUUGCUAAAGUUCCAAGUUGAUUUCAAUGCUAGAAUCCUCAAGCUCCUGAUCUCUCCUUACUCUAAAUCUUGGCCACUCAAGCUGCCAAGCCCGUCUGUCAUGCCAACCAUGCCGCCUGCCCGUGGUCACUUUAGAAGGUGGUUUCUUUGCCAGCACGGAGAGCUAGUGGGGGUGUCUCCGUCCUUUAUUGCUUUCUGCAAUGUGAACAUGUGAUAUAGAUUUGCCAAGACCUUUAUUUUAAAAUGUUCUUGGAUAAAUUUUGCAGUUAUUCUAAUUUUAUACAUAGGUCAGAGAAACUGACCUAUUUACAGAAUUACUCUUUUAACUCUACUGUAACUAGACCUUGAACUUGAACUUUCUGGCUUCUGUCCCUGUGCUCCAACUUUUUGAUUUCAGGUCCAUCACUGUCUGCUUACCCUUACCUCAAUCUUCAUGGGAGAAGAUGUGAGUGUUUUAUAGGAAGCAGUUGAGUCCAGGAAUGUUUUUACUGAAGGAACAAACACAGUUCUUUUCAGUGACGGAAUUUAUAAAAACUAACUUUAGAAUUUUCAGCAUGAUGUUUUUAUUUCCCAAUACUUUCCCCCUGAAGGUCAACGUUUCUUCUCUAACUGCAAAUGAAAGCCAAUUGGUUUUUGUGGUACAGAAGUUUUCUGUUUGUUUGUUUUUAACUUGAUGACUGUCUUCAGAAUAAUCCUAAUAGUUGUGGAAGAUUGCAAAGCCAGGUUCACAUGCCAAGAAGAAACCUACGGUUUUAAGGGUUGUAUGAAUAUGGGUACCCUUCUGUUUUUCAUGUUUUGAACAUCUGCUAUGGGUGAGCACAAACAUUAUUUAAAAGGCAUCUGCUCACCUACAUAGAGGUAGAGAAAAACACACACUUUGAGAUUCUGACUCUCACUUUCGACCUCUUUUCUCCUGGAUCCAACCUGCGAGCACUGAGUGGAUGGGUCACUGGAUUGCUGAGUCAGAGAAAGCAAGGCUGUCCCAGGUGGCAACCAGAAGUCUGCGCCUAACCCAUGAUGCUUUCUUUAAAAGUUUAAUUUUGCCGAUAAAUUUUUUUGCCUGUCAUCCAGAAAAUGCAUUGGCAUACGUGUAUAGUAUGAGUGAAUGAGAGCUAAUGGGAAACUUGGCCAGAAAGUAUGAGCGAGCAACAGCAGAGAACCACAAAUAGUGUGACACCAAGAACUGGGGGUGGGGUGGGGGGCAGAGGCAAGGGAUAAACCUGUGCCAAGAAAGACCCUGAACAGGAAGGUGGUGUCAUUCCUGGUCCCCUGGGGAGGGUGAAGAGGAUGAAACUUCACAUCCAGCAGUGGGGGCUUCCUUUGACUUAGCCCCCUCCUCCCCAGAAGUAUCUGGCUUAAGCUAUCUUUCAUGCUUUCCCCAUGACUCGGAUUUCACUGUGCUUUCUGAUGGUGUUUUUAAAAGACCAAGCAAGUGUCGCAGAAGUUUGCACAUGCAACGAUGUAUUUAAUUACCAGUGUUUAAAACUGGUUUAGCAGAAUGUAUAUUUUUCUCUCUCCUGCCUUUUGAAUUUUACUUAUAAUGAUAGAAAAAAUAUUGAGCCAUUUUAAUGACUUUUUUUAUAAAUUAUAUUUAUACUGAUCGAUAAUGAAGGGUGUUUUUUAUUAAAAAAAACCUCGGUUUUAUAAUUCUACAGCAGAUGCUAAAUAUUAUGUAUCACAAACCCCCAAAUUUAUGUAUAGUGUGUAUUAUGAAUCAAUAGACUCGACUUGUUUUCCAAUAAAUUGUUAAACCCUCUAAUGCUGUGGAUAUCUUUCUGUAUGCUGUGAAUAUGUGUUGUUCUGAUUGGUUGAUAAAUAAAGCUGUUUGGCCAAUGGUGAGGCAGAAUAAGGUUAGGUGGGA